Messenger RNA from Gaeumannomyces tritici R3-111a-1, 3581 nucleotides. RefSeq lists its product as hypothetical. Gene Ontology annotation, molecular function: protein binding. The record is from RefSeq and is a predicted model, not a curated record. The coding region runs from base 418 to 3330 and encodes 970 amino acids. NCBI's taxonomy places the organism in Eukaryota, Fungi, Ascomycota, Sordariomycetes, Magnaporthales, Magnaporthaceae. The transcript is spliced from 3 exons.
GACUGUCGGUUGGAACUCACAAACCGAAAUCCAAGGCAUCGACGCUGCAUCGUGUUUGCACCUGUCGCCCGUCGUUCUUGCUUUCGUUGUGACUUUGGUUGCGGUGGGAGGCUGCAGCUGCGGCGCGCCCUUUUCCGCCGACUCGAGCCAACGAGAUUUCAUUUGCUUUCAUUUGUCCCACUCCCACACUUUGCGUCCUCUCACGAAUCCAUCAUCGCUACUCGACCCCGUCAGUCUCGCGUCGGUCCUGCCACUCGACCGACUUACGGCUUACGACUUGCCGACUUGCCGACUUGCCGACCUACCGACUUACCGACUUGACCGACUUGACUGCCGUCACCCAUCCGCGCGCGUCUCAUCAAUCUCGCAAUCGCCGCGACCGUGGCCACCUCGCCAUUCGCCUCCAGGGCCGAGCCGAUGGCGUCCCCUCCGGCCGUCAAGACCGAGGUCCGUCGACCGCGAUCAAGUCAAAAGGUGUCGGUCAGUUGGGAUGAAGACGAAAACACAGUCACCAGGAGGACGUCGAGGCUGCAGUUUGAGCUGGCCGAGUGCGUCGAGACCAAGACGGUGACGACCACGACAACGACAAAACGGGCCUACCCGCCGCUGCUUGUCCGCCAACGACGACCGCUGAGCGGGCUGGACAGCAAGGAAUACCCGCUCGCCAACCGCCCGACCCCGCCCGAGCUGGCUCGCUUCACGGUCGAUCUGGACGAGAGCGACGGCUUUUCGCUGGACUCGUCAUUUGAGGACUUUUCGACCAAACAGGAUGACUGCAAGGAGGACUCGGGUCCCGAGACCCCAACGCAGGACUCGCCGACGCCGGCAACACAACCCAGGAAGUCGAACCGUAGGAUCUCGGGCCUGGGCCUGAGGAACGCGAGGUAUGGCUCGCUCGGAAAGAAGGAUUUUUCGCGCACCAACCGCCCUAGCCUUACGGCCGUUGCCGACAAGCUGCGCCCGUUUGAGCCCAGGAGAGCCAUCUCGGCGGCCGGCUACCUGGCCACGCCCGACGGCACCGAGCCCGUCAGGCGCAGGUCGCUGGACGUCGGCGAGCCGUCAGGAAGCCAGCCCUUGGACGCCGCCAGCCCUGCUAGCGACUCGCACACGGCGUUCAGCGGAUCCGUGGCCACUCCCCCCAUCACAGAGACGGACCCCGAGCCGUUUGACGGCGACGACUCGCAGCCCCGGCCGUUCCGUCGCAGGCCCACCGUGGACACCAUCGCCGCACAAGACGCGAGUCUCCCUAGCCCGGGCCUCUCGCCAACGCUGCAGGCAGCCCAGCUCCACACGCAGGACGAUGAUGACGACGACAUGGCUUUCUCGCAGACGAUUAGCCGCCGUGCCAGGUCCCGCUGGCUCGAAAGUCAGUCCACCAUCGACGACGACACGCUGGUACCCGAGUCGGCGCUCGUGCGGAACGACGACGCCCACAACAUGCUCGACACGCGCUCCAUGCUCGAGACGUUCGACUCGAUGCCGGGCGAGAUGAAGACGUUUGUCAUGUACCAGCUGCUCCGCCGCUGCCCCCGCAAGACGCUGCACAUGGUGGCCGAUGUGGUCAACCCGGCGCUCAAGUGCGACUUUCUAAAACAGCUGCCCAUCGAGCUGUCGCUGCACAUAUUGUCGUACCUGGACCACCGCGACCUCUGCCGCGCCGCCCAGGUGUCCAAGCUGUGGAGGAGCAUCAUCGACGGCAACGAGACGGGCUGGAAGGAGCUGCUGGACCGCAACGGCUUUGAGCUGCCCGUCGGCGAGCUGGAGAAGGCUAUCCAGCAGGGCUGGGGCUGGCAGGACCCGGUGGGCGUGCACGGCUGCGAGGUCGACCUCAGCCUGCAGAGCCGUAUGACGGUCGCCGAGCCCGAGCUGAUCCGGUCGGCCAGGCCCGCCCAGAAGCUGCGCAGCUCCAAGCGCAAGCGGGGGCCGGCAGGAAACCCGUCAGACCGGUCCAAGCGCCGUGCCAGCGCCCAGGAGGCGCCCAGGGACGACAGGGCCGAGGAGCCGGGCCACAAGAGGGAGGGCCCCAUCGCAGCCGCCACGGCCGCAGCUCUGGCCGUUAGCGACCCCGGCAUCGGCAUGCCGACCCUGCGCCGUCUGCAUCUGUUCAAGUCGCUGUUCCGCCGCCACUACAUGAUCCGCCAGAACUGGACCAGCGGCAAGGUCAAGCCCGGCCACGUCGCAUUUGCGGCACACCCCAACCACGUCAUUACCUGCCUGCAGUUUGACGAUGACAAGAUCAUCACGGGCAGCGACGACCAGCUGAUCCACGUCUACGACACUCACACGGGGCAGCUGCGCCAGAAGCUCGAGGGGCACGAGGGCGGCGUGUGGGCGCUGCAGUACGAGGGGAAUAUUCUGGUGUCUGGCAGCACAGACCGCUCUGUACGCGUGUGGGAUAUCGAGAAGGGCCUGUGCACGCAGGUGUUUUAUGGUCAUACGUCGACUGUGCGCUGUUUGCAGAUCCUGAUGCCCACCGACAUGGGCCAGGGACCGGAUGGCAAGCCUGUCAUGAUGCCGCCCAAGCCGCUCAUCAUCACGGGCUCGCGCGACAGCCAGCUGCGCGUGUGGCGUCUGCCCGAGGCGGGGUCGCGCCGCUACAUCCAGACAGGGCCGCCGGCCAACGACGCAGAGUGCCCGUAUUUCCUGCGGAUCCUGCAGGGCCACUCGCACUCGGUGCGCGCCAUCUCGGCCCACGCCGACACUCUGGUGUCUGGCAGCUACGACAGCACCGUCCGCGUCUGGCGCAUCAGCACGGGCGAGCAGCUGCACGUGCUGCACGGCCACAGCCAAAAGGUGUACUCUGUGGUGCUGGACCACAAGCGGAACCGUUGCAUCUCUGGGUCCAUGGACUCGCUGGUGCGCAUCUGGGACCUUGAGACGGGCGCGUGUCUGCACACUCUCGAGGGGCAUAGCCUGCUGGUGGGACUGCUGGAUCUGCGCGACGAGCGUCUGGUUUCGGCCGCCGCCGACAGCACACUGCGCAUCUGGGACCCCGAGACGGGAAAGUGCAAGAGCAUCCUGACGGCGCACACAGCCGCCAUUACCUGUUUCCAGCAUGACGGACGCAAGGUGAUUUCGGGGAGCGAAAAGACAGUCAAGAUGUGGGACAUUGCCACAGGAGACUGCAUCGAGGACCUGCUCACGGACCUUACCGGGGUGUGGCAGGUCAAGUUUGACGGGCGACGAUGCGUAGCCGCGGUGCAGAGGGCCGGUCUUACGUAUAUCGAGAUCCUCGAUUUUGGUGCCGUCCGAGAUGGAAAGCCCCGCGAAGAUCUCGGCAAACGCAUCCUGCUCAACUCGCCCGAGGUGCGGCUGGUUGAGGAGGAGUAACGCUUAAUGUUUACGCAUUUCGGUGGUUUUAUUUGUUGGCGUUGGUGGCAGGGCGUUGUUUAUGCCAUGAUUGGCCUGUGGUACACGUUUGGAGCAUGAUAUCCGCGUAGUUUUGUUAAUGAUGUUUUUGUGCUCGCUCAUGGGAUCGGCUGCAGUGUCUGUGGCUUCUGUAUGUGUCUGUAUGUGUCUGCUGUAUAUGUCUGCUGUAUGCAUGUGUGUGCCUGCUCUCUGUGGUGCCUGGCUAUUCGUAG